UACGUUGAUGUCCCACGGCAACCCACCCUCAGCAGCAGUAUUGGACGCCUUGUCGAAGCUGUGUAGUGACCCUAGGAAUACGGUGGUCAUUUUGAGCGGGCGGGAGAAGUCUUUAUUACAGGAGUGGUUCGGAUCUGUCCGCAACAUUGGUUUAGCCGCAGAGCAUGGGUACUACUGGAAACUGCCACCUAACA
Perkinsus marinus ATCC 50983 is the source of this 194-nucleotide messenger RNA. Its product is annotated as trehalose-6-phosphate synthase, putative. The transcript is spliced from 2 exons. Gene Ontology annotation, cellular component: cytosol. The record is from RefSeq and is a predicted model, not a curated record. Lineage: Eukaryota; Perkinsozoa; Perkinsida; Perkinsidae. Gene Ontology annotation, biological process: trehalose biosynthetic process. Gene Ontology annotation, molecular function: catalytic activity. The annotation marks the transcript as partial.